Molecule: messenger RNA, 1184 nt
Organism: Hymenoscyphus albidus
Lineage: Eukaryota; Fungi; Ascomycota; Leotiomycetes; Helotiales; Helotiaceae
Source: the annotation of a GenBank genome assembly
GCUGCAACACCCAAACCUUAUCCUCGUCCCACCCACUAUCAAGACGUCAAGUUCCUGAACAUCAUACUUGGUACCUCCCCUCACUCCAGCAACAUAGCGCAAUCAUGUCGGGGCUCGAGAAGGCGUUGUUCAACCUCAAGGUAAGUCCGUGUUUGUCUCGAUACUCUUCAACACCCGAGAACCGACAAACACCUUGGGUCGGUAUCUCCAAAUUCCUGAGAUUAUGCUAAUGAUAGCAUGAAAUAGUUUACCACGAAGCAACUUAGUCGACAAGCCGCGAAAGCUGGUAAAGAUGAGAAAACCGAGAAGGAUAAGCUCAAGAAGGUAAACUUUCGCCCGCCAGCCUCCCAAGCCAAGUCUAAUCGUAGAAUAGGCAAUUCAACAAGGCCACAACGAUAUCGCAAAGAUAUACGCCCAAAAUGCGAUCCGAAAACAAAACGAGAGACUGAAUCUUUUGAGACUGGGGAGCAGAAUCGAUGCCGUGGCUAGCAGAGUACAGACCGCAGUUACGAUGCGCCAGGUCACAGGCAGUAUGAUGAACGUGGUUAAAGGAAUGGACCAAGCAAUGAAGGCUAUGGAUUUAGAGAAGGUACGACUUCUUUCUUUACUCUACUAUGGUUUUCGCAGUACCUAAUGUGUGGCGCUUUGAUAGAUUUCCGCAGUAAUGGACCGCUUCGAAACACAAUUCGAGGAUCUUGAUGUUGCAACCGGAUAUUACGAGAACGCAACCACAUCAGCCACCGCGGUCGGUACCCCACAAGAAGACGUCGAUAGACUUAUGAACCAAGUCGCAGAUGAGGCCGGUGUUGAACUACACCAAGAAAUGGAGGGCGCCAAGCCAGUUGCUUCUACGCCGGUGAAGAGUGGACCGACAGAGGUCGAGGAAGAUGGGUUGGGCGAGAGGUUGAGAGCACUACGGUCUUGAGCGGUUCACGAAUCUUGGGUACGGAUAAUCAUACUUGCGACUGUGUCUUUUCAGAUGCACGGUCUGGAUUACUGUGCUACUCGCAUCAUACAUUGUUUUUGAGAAGUCAGAUAUGGGUAAAGUGGGUUGGGAGGCGUUGGUUCUGCUGGAUUUGAUACUUCUUAUUAUUGCAGAUGAGACUGCGAAUCGAUCUAUUCAUUCACGCGCUUAAUAUCCCCAUGAUUCGCUGUUUAUUUUAAUCUAGAGAUUCCUUCCUUAA